CACACCACACGCAGACAACUCUCGGUCAAGUCCCGACGCGGCUCUGCUCCAAGUGUCUAAAGGCACGCCAUCGUCCUCCUCCGAGGUCUUGGUCAAGACUCAACGACGCCCAUUGCAACCGCGUGAACGCGUCCGUCACCCGAGUAUUUUAUAAUUGAACGCCGCCUGCUAGAGCCCCCUUCACCGGCCGGCAAACAGAUCGUCAUAUGCCCUUUUCUGCUACGGACAGCCGGAAACGGGCGCACCAGGCGAGUGUAGAUGGCCCUGGUCAAAGUAGUCCAGAUGGAAGCGUGAGUAGCACCAUCAGCAAUGGAGAGUCACUACGGCUACUCGUCGAUGGCGACCACGCGAGUCCAAUACAAGAGGUUCACGAGCACAACGAUAAGCGGCCUUCCAACUGGCUGACGCGCAACAAAUCUGGUUCGACAGUGCCGAUGCUCUCGACACACAGCAAGGCCUCGGCCUUCUUGCCACCACCUGCGCUACCGCGUUCAACACAACAUUCAUCCGUAUCUGACGCCCUUGCUGCACAGGUACCCAUGACGAAUGAUUUUCCACUAGCUUGGCGUCAUCUCUUCGCUCAUGCUCCGACGCCGCUCAUUGUGCUCAAUGCUGAUAAAGUCAUUGUGUUUGUCAGCAAUACUGCGGGCGACUUGCUCGGCGAUGAGCCAUGCAAGAUGGAGGGACAGCUCGUUGGGCCGCGUCUCAACUUGGAUAGCCGGACACAAGAGCUGGAUUUGAGUACGCGCACACUUCAAACGCGUAUCAAUGGUAGGCUCUUUGGAUUUUCUGUCACUCAUGCAAGAGCGGAUCAAAACGGUCUUGAGUGGUACUACCUAACGAUCGUUCAUUGCUCCGAGGCGCAUCGCGAAUUGUACAGAUGUGAGGUGACCAGUGCAUCAACAGGUGGAGAACUCGAGGAAGGUGGCUCUGGCUGGAACGAUGUUGCAGGCCAGAUUCUCGAGCAAAUACCAGCAGUUGUCGUGGCACUCUCCAAGGAUGGCAAGCACUCCUAUCAGAAUGCUUUCUCUCAGACGCUAUUGGGUCCCAUCAUGACGACUGAAGGUGGCGCUGAAGCGUGGAUUGAACGACAGUACGGUUCUGCAAGGCGACCAGAUGGAUCACCCUUUCAUCAUUCGGCCUUGCCCAUCUUCAGGGCGGCUGUGGAUGGGGUCUCCCAAACUGCUGUUGAGUGUCACUUUGGCGAUUAUAUCUAUCUCUUGACGGGUCGUCCACUUUACAACAAGGCUGGUCAACAUAUUGGUGGCAUGGCGUACUCAGCUGAUAUUACCAAGAUCAAGCAAGAGGCUGCCCAAAAGGAGCAGUUGGCCAUGGCUCAAUCAGACAUCAAGUUUGCUCAAAUCACAAAUAGCAUGGAGCAGAUUGUCUGGGUGGUCACCAAUGGCAAAAAGUCCUACUUCAAUUCACGUUGGUAUGAGUACACGGGUGCUUCGGAAGAGCAGUCUCUGGGCGAUAAAUGGUACGACUUCCUGCAUCCGGAUGACGUGUCGAACACAAAGAACAAUUGGAUCUUGCUAGGAGACGAGGAAGAUCGAUACAUCGCGCACUAUCGCAUUCGUAGCGCGAGCGGCACAUAUCGAUGGUUCCUGGCGCGUGCCAUCGCGACGCGCAAUUCUACUGGGCAGCUAAUCUCCUGGCUCGGAACCAGCACCGACAUCACCCAGAUCACAGAAGCACUCGAGCAGGCAAAGCAAGCGAAAGAGCAGCUCUUCAAUAUUAUGCAGACGGCGCAUAUCCACUACUUUGUCGUUGAGCUCGACUAUAAAAUGUCGAGCGUCUUUUUGGCUGGAGCACGCGAUUCAAUUGGCUUGUAUGGCACGUACACAAAACGAGAACAGCUGCUAGGUACAGAUGUCCGACGUAUCUUCAACGCUUCACUGCUCAGUAAGCUCGAAUCUGUCCUCUCUGGUGUGGCGAGUUCCGCAAUCGAAGAGUCGGAGCUCAGCGGCACAUGGUGGAAGACGACAUUCAAGACUAUGAAACACCCGCAAAACAAGUCGGUCACCGGGGUAGUGUGCACUGUGCAGGAUGUAACGGAUGAGAAGCUCAAAGACCACCAGCUCGCUCUGGCAAACACAGAUCGUCUCGUUGCCGUGCAGAAUUCACAAUUCAAGGGAGAAUUUCUUGCUCGAAUGUCGCAUGAGAUCCGUACUCCGAUUGGCGGUAUCCUCGGUAUGGUGCAACUCAUGAAUGAUGCUUUUCAUCCUGCGGAUGGAGAGCGCGUCUUUGUGAAUGCUGAAAGUGAGGAGGAGUCCAUGUCUUACCUUGACUCCAUUAAGCGUUCUGGUGUCGCACUGCUCGUCAUCAUCAACGACAUUCUUGACUUCAGCAAAAUUGAAGUUGGCAAGAUGGACAUUGAGCUGCAUCCAUUCGAUAUGCUACUUAUGGCGCAAGACAUCUACCAGACGGCCUUGCACGGAUCACAUCUUGCCAAGGGAGUCGAGUGCAAGCUCGAGUACCUCAUUCCGCCAAAGCUCAUCUUCAAGGGCGACUGCAACCGUAUCCGUCAGGUGCUCAUGAAUCUUAUGUCGAACGCCCUCAAGUUUACAGAGGAGGGAUCGGUCAUUUGUCGCAUCAGUUUAGCCGGGGACAAUAAUCUUCUGCCAGAUGCAUCGCCCGAUGGCCUGUCCAGAGUCAAGUUUGAAGUCAUCGAUACGGGCAUCGGUAUCCCCAAAACGGCACUGGACAAGCUCUUCAAUCCUUUCGUGCAAGCCGACUCAAGUACGGCACGGAAGUUCGGUGGCACUGGACUAGGCCUGUCCAUUGCGCAGCAGCUCGUGAAGCUCAUGUCUGGAGCAAUUGAGCUGGAAAGUAUUCCAGCGCCAGAACCUGGGCAUGGCAGUCGAGCGACCUGCAUUAUUCCGCUAGAGCUCUCCAGUGCAAUCAACUUGAAACAUACAGACUCUGAGGAGCUGCACAAGUUCUCAAAGCAAUUCAAGAUUCUGCUUGUUGAGGAUAACAAGAUUAAUCAAGUGAUUGCCCGAAAGACGUUGGAAAAGUUAGGCUUGACAAGUUACACUGUUGAGAAUGGAAGAGAGUGUCUGGAUUACUUGCAGGCGCACAGCGAGGAGCUACCAGAUCUUGUACUCAUGGACUGUCAAAUGCCUCUGAUGGAUGGAUACGAAGCGACAGGAUUGAUCAGAAGGCAACCGAAUCGGACGAUUCGUUCGUUGCCCGUGGUGGCAAUGACUGCUUCCGCUAUCCAAGGAGAUCGCGAAAAGUGCUUGAAUGCAGGGAUGAACGACUACAUCUCAAAGCCAAUCAAUGUCGCACUGCUUAGUCUGACGCUUCAGAAGUAUCUCGAGGUGACGCCUACGCCGGAAGAAGCAGCUGCUGCGCAUCCCUUACCACAUUUCGGUCCUGAUGGUAAUGGAGUCGCGGUCGAAUGAGAUGUCGUUGGCUCAAUCAUUGGAACGAACGUUGUGUGGAUAUGGACAAAUUUAUUGAGCGCGUCAUUGGCGCCAUCGAGUAUGGCAAUGGUAUAUAACAAUGCAUGGAGGUCAAUCAAUGGUCAAUUAAUUUGUAGCCCAUCUUUUGUAAUCC
This is a messenger RNA of Protomyces lactucae-debilis, 3564 nucleotides long. RefSeq lists its product as uncharacterized. NCBI's taxonomy places the organism in Eukaryota, Fungi, Ascomycota, Taphrinomycetes, Taphrinales, Protomycetaceae. Bases 207 to 3410 code for a protein of 1067 amino acids. Gene Ontology annotation, biological process: phosphorelay signal transduction system; phosphorylation. The record is from RefSeq and is a predicted model, not a curated record. Gene Ontology annotation, molecular function: phosphorelay sensor kinase activity; protein binding. The transcript has 2 exons.